AUCGUGUUGAAGAUGAAGAACUUCUCCUGUUUGCUGGUGUUGCUUUUCUGUGGUCUGUCUGCAGCUCUGGAAGACCGCAAGUCGACACAAGAUACGCAGUUUAACUCCACAGCAUUGGAAGACAGGCCGAAACUUCUAGAAAGCAUGCAAGCCAGGCCGAAACUUCUAGAAAGCAUGGAAGACAGGCUGAAACUUCUAGAAAGCCAAGUUGAUCAGCUCCGAAAGAAAGAGAGAACACAGGUCAUCUUCUCUGCUGGGGCAGGAGGAACUGGAGCAAUUGGUCCUUUCAAGGUUGACACCAAAAUGACUUACAAAAGUGUCAUCACUAACAUUGGCAGGGCCUACAAUUCAAAUACAGGAAUCUUUACCGCCCCAGUGAAAGGGGUGUACUAUUUCUGCUACUUCUAUCAUGCAGGAGGCAAGAGGAAAUCAGCUCUAUCUCUACACAAGGACGGAAGACUAAUCGUCACCACAUCAGAUCACAAAGCUAAGGAUGGGGCUGACAACGGGGGUAACGCAGUGACCCUGGAGCUGAACGAGGGGGACCCGGUCUAUGUGGUCAUGGCCCCUAAUACUCACGUUUGGGGGGAGCGCGCUGGUCAUACCACUUUCAGUGGCUUCCUCCUCAGUAGUGACUAGGAUUUGUCAGUAUUUUUUUCU
Osmerus eperlanus (European smelt) is the source of this 660-nucleotide messenger RNA. RefSeq names its product complement C1q-like protein 2. The transcript is spliced from 3 exons. Gene Ontology annotation, molecular function: protein binding. The coding region runs from base 13 to 639 and encodes 208 amino acids. Lineage: Eukaryota; Metazoa; Chordata; Actinopteri; Osmeriformes; Osmeridae. The record is from RefSeq and is a predicted model, not a curated record.